Cladophialophora immunda is the source of this 519-nucleotide messenger RNA. RefSeq lists its product as uncharacterized. NCBI's taxonomy places the organism in Eukaryota, Fungi, Ascomycota, Eurotiomycetes, Chaetothyriales, Herpotrichiellaceae. Gene Ontology annotation, molecular function: hydrolase activity. The record is from RefSeq and is a predicted model, not a curated record. The coding region runs from base 1 to 519 and encodes 172 amino acids. The transcript has a single exon.
AUGGCGGAAAUGACGGUCACGUCAGAGCCUCACGAGCUACCCGACAGAAAGAAACUGGCACGACUCCAGCGAGUUUUGGAUCAACGUCGGCCGGAUUUGACCCCAUUCGUGGACCUGUACAAAGACCUUCAUCAGCACCCUGAGCUUUCAUGCUUCGAAUCUCGUACUGCCAGUGUGGUGGCUGCAUGCCUGCGACGAAUGAACUUAGAGGUUAGAACAUCGGUGGGGGGACAUGGAGUGGUGGGGUUGCUCAAGAAUGGACAUGGCAAGACAAUCCUCCUGCGUGCCGAACUGGACGCUCUUCCCAUUGAGGAAAAGACAGGACUACCGUACGCCAGCAAGGCGCGAAUGAAGGACGUUGUAGGGGUGGAGCGGCCUGUGAUGCAUGCAUGCGGCUACGAUAUCCACAUCGCAUGCGUGUUUGCCAGCUUGAAACUCCUGCAAUCAGCUUCGAAAGAAUGGUCUGGCACCAUUAUUGCUGUCUUCCAGCCCAACGAAGAGACUCCUGGUGGUGCCUAG